This is a messenger RNA of Mangifera indica (mango), 940 nucleotides long. RefSeq lists its product as uncharacterized. Lineage: Eukaryota; Viridiplantae; Streptophyta; Magnoliopsida; Sapindales; Anacardiaceae. Bases 196 to 672 code for a protein of 158 amino acids. The record is from RefSeq and is a predicted model, not a curated record. The transcript is spliced from 6 exons.
GCCGCUCUGGUGAACUUCACAGUAAAUUUAUUACAUUUUCAAGUACUAAACAACUUCAAAGUCUUUAUCUACCCAUUUGCCCGUAAUUGCCAAAUAAGAAGAAGACAUUGCAAGGAAAAAAAAGAUACAGAAAGAGAGAGAUUAAGAGAAAGGAUCUAUUUGGAACUUUUGGCCUGUGGGUUUUUCUUGUAUUGCAUGCAUGGGAGCAGUGGUUGUCUUGGAAUCUAUAUUAAGCAUGAACUGAAUACCUCUGAAAAUAAGACGCUGAAGGAAGUUAAAAGUCACCCAGCAAGGAAGCCUAGCUUAUCAGAAGAUUUUUGGACUACCAGCACUUGUGAUAUGGACAAUAGUGCAUUCAUGUCACAGGGAAGCAUCUCAUCAAUUAGCACAAACAACCAGGUUCUUGAUGCACAUGGUGGUACUGGCAUCACUAAUGCACCAUCUGAGUUUGUAAACCAUGGUCUUAUUCUCUGGAACCAAACUCGACAACGUUGGGUAGGAAAUAAAAUGUCUGAGAAAAGAGCUCAACAAGUGAGGGAACCCAAAUUAAAUUGGAAUGCAACAUAUGAUAGUUUACUUGGGAGCAAUAAGCCAUUCCCUCAGCCUAUUCCCCUCUCAGUAAUGGUAGAUUUUCUUGUCGAUGUUUGGGAGCAGGAGGGUAUGUAUGAUUGAGGCGAAGGAAUUACAAGAUAUGAUAUUUGAAGGUUUGUCAAAAAUUGAAACCCAUCUCAGCUGUAACAUUUGAUUUGCUUUCAUAGUAAAAAAUCAGUGAAGCAAAGCCGUGGACUGUAUAUCAAUUAUCAGUUGUAACAUGAUGGUCAUAUGCCCUAUGGUGGAUUUUUGUUACAAUUUAAAGGCCUCUUCGGACAUGAUCUUGUUACAGGAUGGAAGUUGGAACUGAUAAAAUAUUGGUCUGUUUUGAGCAACAAGUUGUUCCUUA